UACUAGGAGAGAGGCGCUUUCCUCUUCCGUUUCUAUAGCAAUCCUCGUCGCAAAGUCGCCGAUGCCGUAAAGAGUGGGCUCGCCUAAGGUUUGCUGCAAGAAGCCAGGCUCCCUUGGCUUUGGGGAGAAACGAGGUUUUGGCCAGUGGCGCAGUAGGCAUCUAUCAUCUACCUGUUCGAGAAGCAGCCGUUGUCUCUGUAGCCUUGAGUCCACUGGUGGCAGUGUGAUAUUCCCAAGCACAACGUUGAAAAAAGCGAAAUAAAAAGGUGUCUUUGCCCUGGUGGCAUCAAGAGGGACGAGGAAGGAAGGAUAUCGGUGGUGGAGUACCUUGUCCAAUGAAGAGAGGUGAAUAACCAGAGGAAGGGUGACACCCUGGAUAUGCAACGAUCUUUGCAAAAAAAAAGUUCAUCUGAUGUCGUUUUACCUUUUCAGUUGAAGAAGGUCCUUUGACGCAGAGAUACAUAAUAAGUCACCUGCAAAGAUGAAAAAGUCCAGGCUGCUGCUUUUAAAUAACGGUCAAAAGAACCCUGAAGACUAAUGCAGAGAAUUAACAAGAACUUAGUUUUGGGCCUUCUAACGUUGACAAGCUCAGUCUUCCUCUUGUUUCAGUUGUACUAUUAUAAGUAUUAUUUGUCUCCAAAGAAUGGAGCUGUUUUCCCGAAAAUUAAAGGGAGCAAAGUGGGGCAAGACAGUAGUCGAUGGUAUGUGGUUAGGAAAUUCCUGAGUCUGAUGUCUAGUCAUAACAUAGCUGUGCACUUGAUCGAUCCGUUGCUUCUGGGGCUGAUAGAGACAGACUUGGGACAGCUCCGGACUUCCACUGAUGGCGGCCAGUCAGAAUGCAAGUACUUCUGUGUUCCGCGCGACUACACCACGUUUGCACUGUUGGACAAAGCCUGGAAACCUGAAGUGGGCUUGUUUCGAGCUGCUGAAAGAGUGGGAUUCCAGUGGUUGAAGAUACAGAGCAAGGAUCCCCGCCUAGAAGGGAUGGAUGACCUCUCUGGGACUGAGAUACCCCUGCACUACAUCUUCAGACUGGCCACUCAUGUCAUCCAUCUUGUGAUUUUUUAUGAGAGGAAUGGCAACUACCUCUGGCAUGGACCACUGCGGUUGAAACCACACAUGGAUCGGAAGUUUGCACCUUUCCGGAAGCUACAGUUUGGCCGCUACCCUGGAGCCUAUGAGAAGAUAGAACUACUGAAUGUUUCCAUUGAUGGGUUAACGGUCCAGAUUCCAAAAGAGCCAUCCAAGUUCCUAGAAGAAAUCCUCAACUCUCGGUUUGUUGAAUGUAGGUACAAAGAAGCUCGAUCUUUCUUCCAGGUGUACCCUGAUGACGCAUCCCUCGAUGCAGUGGAAUUCAGGAAAAAAGCCAAGGCAUUGCUGCACCUUGCUGCUCUGACAUUAAAUGGCUUAGGAAUGAGAUUCUGGCUGAGCAGUGGAACAUGCCUAGGUUGGUAUAGACAGUGCAAUAUUAUUCCUUACAGCAAAGAUAUGGAUUUGGGGAUUUUUAUUCAAGACUAUAAGUCGGAUAUGAUUCCAGCAUUUCAGAAGGCAGGAUUACCACUAAAGCACAAGUUUGGCAAGGUAGAAGAUAGUUUGGAGCUCUCAUUUCAGUCAGGAGGAGAUGAUGUGAAACUUGAUAUAUUUUUCUUCUAUGAAGAGGAUGACCAUAUGUGGAACGGAGGAACUCAGGCCAAAUCGGGCAAGAAAUUCAAGUACCUGUUUCCCAAAUUCACUCUGUGUUGGACUGAGUUUAUAGAACUCAGAGUUCGUGUGCCAUGUGAGGCCAUUGAUUAUAUCGAAGCCAAUUAUGGUAAGGAUUGGAAGAUGCCUGUGAAGGAGUGGGACUGGAAGAACUCACCACCCAAUGUCCAGCCCAAUGGGAUGUGGCCCAUUGAUGAAUGGGAAGAAGUCAUUCAGCUGUAUUGACCUGUUUUAAGACACUGGAAUCUGGAAUGUAUUUGUUGUCAUUUGACUUGUGUUUCACCCAGAUGUCACCCUCAGUUCUGGGCUGCUUUGUUCAUUUGGAAAGGAAUGGUUCUAAAAAAAUUGUUCCAUAAAAUUGGAAUACAGGAGCAGUCCGGUGUACCACUAUAAACACCUGUUUCCCUAAUUGAGAGUGGCUAAAUUUAUAAGUGAAGCUGUAUAAAUGAACUGUUUCAGGGAAAUACAACACCAAACAGCUUUUUUUUUAAAUCAAAUGUUGUGGCAAACUGACCUAAUUGAGAAAAUGUCAAUUUCCACUAAGGCUAAAUUGGAAUACUGGGUAUUACUUAUGUGUAAUUGUGGGUCUUCAAGUGGCCAGCUGUGAACUCACACUGGGUUCUUACGCAUCUAAGUGUGGGUUCACAGAGACCAUGAUGGAGAAAAGUUAAAAGGAAAAAAAACACUUGGAAUGCUAUGUACUGUAUUAGUCCUUGGAAAAUUUUCCUCUUGAUAUCACAAGAUUUCCCCCAUCUAACAUGGUUAUUCACCAUCCUAGCUGGAGGAUUCUGGGAAUUGUAAAUCAAAAAAGUCCUGUUUCCAAGUUCUGGUUGUCCCAGAUCAUGAAAUGUAGUAUCUAACUGGAGACGGACAACCAAAAUGAGAGGCUGAAAUAUCUUCCCUGCAUGGAAAGCCCAAAGCCUCUGAGUUUUGUUUCAUUUUUCCAUUUCAAGGUCAGGCAAGGUGUGAUAGAGGGGUAUUAAAUUAUUCCAUGCUCUGGAGAAAGUAGAUGGAGAGAUGGUUUGUGCACACUCUCUUUUUUAAUAACAGAAAGAUUCAGUCCAGUGAAACCAAUGGAAGAAGCUGGUGCCAAGAGAUGUGCAGAUGGUAACUAAGUUAGUUUUUUCCAAGGGAGGAUUAGACAAAAUCCCAGAGGAUCAGGCUGCCAGUACCCUCUUCAGCUGUAGCUACCUCCAAUGGAAAAAAACAGUGUUCCUUUGAGUAAAAUUUCUUGGGAGGCAGCAGUAGAAGGAGGCAGUUGCCUUCUUAAUUGAGGGCUUCUUUUCUGAAUCAAUGUGGUUAGCUACUGUGGAAAGAGGUAGGUGGCACUACAUAAGCCUUUGGUCAGAUCCAGCAAGGUUGCUUUUCUGUCUUCAGAGUGUUGGAAGGAGUCCCAUGUUGACUAGGUUUGCAUUGGUUCCUCUUUACAGAUGUUCCCUCACUGGCAAUUCAAAACGUUUCCCCCUAUUUCUCCAAAAUUAGAACUUCGCAUGUUUACUUUGGACCACUACUUUACAAGUGAUUUAAAAUGUCAAAACGUUUAAAACAGCAGAAUGGAUCAGGAAACUGAGUUCUGUGUAAAGCACUAACCUGUGGAGGUCUCAUAAUGUAUUUUAUUUAUAUGUGGUUAACGAUGGCUUAAAGUAUGUUUAAAUUAUUUGGAGCACAGCAGUAUAACAGCUCUGUUUGUGAAUAGCGAAUGGGAAUAGUAUAUUUUGUGAUAUUCUAAAAAUGCUCUCUUGCAUAGGUAGAAAAAAUGAAAGAAGUACUAAUACCCACACCGUGGCUCAGAGUAUUUAAAUAAUAAUAAGGUACUGUGUUUAGCUUACUGACAGUUCUUGUAUAUUUUGUCUGAACUACAAUAUUUUAAUGGACGAAGAGUGUUGUGCUUAAGACCCAUUGGUAUCAAUGAAAUUAGUCUCAAUAUUUCUGGAUCAGAACCAAGUUUUUAAUAUACUCCUUAUGUGUGUUAUGCAGGAGGUACUUUAAAUUAGUAGUUCAGACUGCUGCUCAUAGGAAAAUAACCCAAAGGCAUUUGAGGCUUCUAAAGUGCAUGAUCGAACAUUUUUACUGAGUUUUUCUUUGUAAUAAAUUUCAGAAAACAA
Pogona vitticeps (central bearded dragon) is the source of this 3806-nucleotide messenger RNA. NCBI's taxonomy places the organism in Eukaryota, Metazoa, Chordata, Lepidosauria, Squamata, Agamidae. The record is from RefSeq and is a predicted model, not a curated record.